Messenger RNA from Aspergillus affinis, 780 nucleotides. It is a transcript of the gene rsm25, whose product is annotated as mitochondrial 37S ribosomal protein mS23. The record is from RefSeq and is a predicted model, not a curated record. Gene Ontology annotation, molecular function: structural constituent of ribosome. NCBI's taxonomy places the organism in Eukaryota, Fungi, Ascomycota, Eurotiomycetes, Eurotiales, Aspergillaceae. The transcript has 2 exons. Gene Ontology annotation, cellular component: mitochondrial small ribosomal subunit. Bases 1 to 780 code for a protein of 259 amino acids.
AUGGGUAAAUACAAUCUUACGGCUCUGCGCGUGCGCCAGACCGCCAUCCAGCAGAAGGCCGCCGGCAAGAUCUCAAGAACGCCUCCCUGGGUGGCCGCCGUCGCCGAUAUCCCUCCGACCCAGGUUCUCGUGCGAACCCAACCCCCACAGCAUCAAUUGGUCCAGCAACGAGUGAGGACGCUACCCGGGACCAAGAAGCCGCAGGUCGUCUUCGAAACGCAGGAAAAGCUCAAGAAACCCAAGAAGGCGAGCCGCAUGUUCCAGCCCGUCGAGAUCAAAUACGAGGAAGAUCAGCUGCGACAAGAGUUCUUCCGCGACCAUCCCUGGGAACUUGCCCGACCGCGUGUGCUGGUCGAGACCUCCGGCAACGACCAUGCUCGACACAACUGGCGCCGGCUUCAGCAGGCCGGCAGAAAACUAGACGGAGAGAGUGUGGUUCAACGACAGCUCUGGCUCCUCAAUAAUGUUCCUAACAUGACCAAGAGUGAGUCCUACGAUAUCGCUCGCCGCGAAUUCUACCGUCUUCGACUCCAGGAGGACAUUGAACGCCGAGUUGCGGCCGAAGAAGCCGAAGCCACCGGAGCCGUCUUUGGACCGACCCGCCUGCAAGUCGGUAUGGAACUUGAGAACCGAGAGUAUGAGCGCUGGAAGGAAUGGGCCAAGCUGGAAGCCCAGGUUCUCCUCCAGAAGCAGGCGGCCUUCGUUGGUGCUCCCGAAAGCGCGGGACCGGAGGAAUCGCUGGAAGCAGAGGCCGGCGAAGAGACGACCGCAGCGGCAUGA